Acanthosepion pharaonis is the source of this 1800-nucleotide messenger RNA. Lineage: Eukaryota; Metazoa; Mollusca; Cephalopoda; Sepiida; Sepiidae. The record is from the annotation of a GenBank genome assembly.
AUGGGCUGUCAAAUUUUCUGUUUGGCUCUCUCUUUCGGUUUUAUUACUUUUAUUCUCAUUUUUAUUUCACCUCGUAAUUUCAUUUUUAUUUGUUUUUGUUUGUGGUUUUCGCGAAAAUGCUAUUCUUAUUCUUCUUUCUUUCUUUUUUCUCUUCUCCUUUAUUUUUUUACCUCUUCCUUUUUAGUUUUUACUUUUUCUUUCUCUAUUCUUUCUUUUACUUCUUUCUUUUUGCUCUUUCUUUCUUCUUUCUUUUACCUCUUCUUUUUUGAUUUUGCACUUUCUCUCUUUUACCUCUUCCUUUUUGCUCUUUCUUUCUCUCUUUACCUCUUCCUUUUUGAUUUUGCUUUUUCUCUCUUUCUUUUACCUCUUCCUGGCUUUUUUUUUACUCUUUCUCUCUCUUCUUUCUUUUUCCUCUUCCUUUUUACCCUUUCUUUCUUUCUUUCUUUUUUUUACCACUUCCCUUUUACUCUUUCUCUCUUUUUUCUUUUUCCUCUUCCUUUUUACCCUUUCUUUCUUUCUUUUUUUUACCGCUUCCCUUUUAGUUUUACUCUUUCUCUCUUUUUUUCUUUUACCGCUUCCUUUUUGCUCUUUCUUUUUCUUUCUUUUACCUCUUCCUUCUUACUCUUUCUAUUUUGCGUUUUGUCCUUUUUCCUUUUAGUCUGUUCUUCUUUUUUCUCUUUUCUGUCUUAUUUUCUUUCUUGUUCUUGUUGUCUUUCUUUCUUAUUUCAUAUUCUUGUAUUUCCUUUACCCACUUUCAUUGGUCUUUAUUUCAUUCCUUUACCUUAUUCUUCAUUCAUUCUUUUCCGUUAUUCUUUAUUUCUUAUUUUUCCCUUCUUCAUUUCAUACUUUUCCCUUCUUCUUCAUUUCAUACUUUUCCCUUCUUCUUCAUUUCAUACUUUUCCCUUCUUCUUCAUUUCAUACUUUUCCCUUCUUCUUCAUUUCAUACUUUUCCCUUAUUCUUUAUUUCAUUCCUUUACCUUAUUCUUCAUUCAUUCUUUUCCCUUAUUCUUUAUUUCUUAUUUUUCCCUUCUUCUUUAUUUCUUAUUUUUCCCUUCUUCUUUAUUUCAUACUUUUCCCUUCUUCAUUUCAUACUUUUCCCUUCUUCUUCAUUUCAUACUUUUCCCUUAUUCUUCAUUUCAUACUUUUCCCUUAUUCUUCAUUUCGUUCCUUUACCUUAUUCUUUAUUUCAUUCCUUUACCUUAUUCUUCAUUCAUUCUUUUCCCUUCUUCUUUAUUUCUUAUUUUUCCCUUCUUCUUUAUUUCAUACUUUUCCCUUCUUCUUCAUUUCAUACUUUUCCCUUAUUCUUCAUUCAUUCUUUUCCCUUCUUCUUCAUUUCACACUUUUCCCUUCUUCUUCAUUUCAUUCCUUUACUUUAUUCUUUAUUUCUUAUUUUUUCCUCCUUCUUCAUUUCAUUGCUUUACCUUAUUCUUUAUUUUCCCUUCAUUUCUAAAGUUAUUUCCUUUCACCCUUGAUUUUAGCUUCUUCUCUUUAUUAAUAGCUUCCCUUUUCUUUUUCCUUGUCUACUUCCUUAUUCUUAACCUUCUUAUCCAUAUCUUCUUUAUUUUUCACUCCAAAUCAAACACUUUUGCACUUUGUUUCUCUAUAAGAUUAUCCACUAUCUCAAACUUCUAUGUUUCUCUCACUCUUUGUCUGUUUCUUUUUAUUAUCUCCCUUGUCCUUUCCGAUAAAACUAAGAUUAUUAUUCAUCAUCUCAGACCUCUGUUCUUUUCUCACCCAUUGCCUUAUAUCUAUCUAUCUAUCUAUCUAUCUAUCUAUCUAUCUAUCUAUCUAUCGGAUUAG